Molecule: messenger RNA, 615 nt
Organism: Podarcis lilfordi (Lilford's wall lizard)
Lineage: Eukaryota; Metazoa; Chordata; Lepidosauria; Squamata; Lacertidae
Source: the annotation of a GenBank genome assembly
AUGCUUGUUCUGUUCCAUGCCAUGGUCACGCCACUGCUCUGCGUCAUCCGUGCUGCCCCCCUUCCCAGCGCCAGUACCCAGUCCAACGCCACCGAUGUCCUCUGGGACGAGACCCCCCUGAGGGACUGGGACCUCUUUUCUCCGCGUGUCACUCUUUCCAACAGCGAACCGGCAGAGCCGCCCUUGCUUUUCCUCAUGGAGGACUCCAGCGCCCAGCCGGCGCAGGCCGCAAACCGGACUCUCAGGUCCAAGCGGUCGUUGGACGGAUCCCUCCGCCGGGGAGAAAUGUCGGUGUGCGACAGCGUCAACGUCUGGGUGACCAACAAGCGGACAGCCGUCGACAUCCGCGCCAAAACCGUAACGGUGCUUUCCGAGGUCCAGACCCUGACCGGCCCGCUGAAGCAAUAUUUCUUCGAGACCAAGUGUAACCCGGCUGGGGGCACGGCGAGUGGCUGCCGGGGUGUGGACCGCCGACACUGGAUCUCUGAGUGCAAGGCCAAGCAGUCGUACGUGAGGGCCCUCACCAUGGAUUCUGACAAGAUCGUGACCUGGCGCUGGAUUCGCAUCGACACCGCGUGCGUCUGCACCCUGCUCACUCGUACUGGUCGGACGUAG